GUUCUUGUCAUUGUUUUGAUUACGAACACUUGGCGAAUAAGCCGACUCUGACAUUACUAACAGUAGCUACUGUUAAGUGAUCUGACGGACACAUUAACCUUUUAUUACUGCGUAAUAUCCAGUCAGUUUAAGAAAAGAUAUACCAGUUCCGGUUAACGCAGGACAAGUAUGAGCUCUGCAUCGAUCAAAAGGUACCGACGAGAGGAGUCUAAAUCAAGUGAAGAUGAUGAAGAGGAUAAUUACGAAGUUUAUGUUCCUAUGAAGGAACGUAAAAAGCAAAAAAUUAAACAAAUCCUAAAAAUAUCACAAGAUGAAGAUGAUAGUGCUAGUCAGAGUGGACAUGAAAAAGAAUGUUCUGCUCAAGAGGAAGAUGUCCAAGAACUUGCCAGAAAGAAUAAUAUUUCCUUGUUAGAUCAGCAUACAGAGCUUAAGAAAAUUGCUGAAGCUCGUAAAGAGUCUGAGCUAGAAAAACAAAGGAGAGAAGAAAAACGCUUGCUUGAAGCUGUUGCCGAAAAACGAGCCUUGAUGGGUGUCUCAGAGUUAGCCCGUGGUGUACAGUAUGAGGAUCCUGUUGUCACUGCUUGGAGACCCCCAAAACGCAUUUUAGCCAUGGAUGAAAAACGACAUGAACGAGUGAGGAGGAAGUACAAGAUCUUGGUUGAAGGAGAUGAUGUUCCACCACCAUUGAAGAGUUUUGCUGAUAUGAAGUUUCCUGCUUGCAUUAUUAAGGCUUUGCAAAAGAAGGGGAUUCACCGGCCCUCACCUAUUCAGAUGCAGGGUAUACCAGCAGCAUUAAAAGGUCGAGACAUGAUUGGUAUUGCAUUUACUGGAAGUGGGAAGAGUAUGGUAUUCAUUUUGCCAAUCAUUAUGUUUUGCUUGGAGCAAGAGAAAAAAUUACCGUUUACAACUAACGAAGGUCCUUAUGGCUUGAUAAUUGUUCCAUCUCGGGAGUUGGCAAAGCAGAUAAAGGAAAAUAUAGAAUAUAUUUCAAAGUUUGUUGAAGCUGAUGGCUUCCCUGAACUGAGGACAUGUCUUGCUAUAGGUGGUGAGCCAGUUGCUGCAGCCACUCAAGUAAUAAAAAAAGGUGUCCACAUCAUGGUUUGUACUCCUGGGCGACUGAUUGAUAUGCUGGACAAGAAGAUGGUACGUUUAGAUGUCUGCCGGUACCUUGUUAUGGAUGAAGCUGACAGGAUGAUAGAUAUGGGUUUUGAAGAAGAUGUUCGUACAAUUUAUUCCUAUUUCAAGGCUCAAAGACAGACCCUCUUGUUCUCUGCUACAAUGCCAAAGAAAAUACAGAAUUUUGCAAGGUCAGCACUUGUUAAACCAGUGACAGUGAAUGUCGGACGUGCUGGAGCUGCAUCUAUGUGUGUGACACAAGAAGUUGAAUAUGUAAAGCAGGAAGCAAAGGUUACUCACAUUUUAACCUGCUUGAACAAAACCUCACCCCCUGUGCUUAUCUUUGCGGAGAAAAAACAAGAUGUGGAUCUCAUUCAGGAGUAUUUACUACUCAAGGGUGUCACUGCCGCAGCAAUUCAUGGAGGAAAAGACCAAGAAGAGAGAUCGGCUGCAGUUCAGGCUUUUCAGAGAGGUGAUAAGGAUGUUCUUGUGGCAACUGAUGUUGCAUCUAAAGGUCUAGAUUUUCCUGGGAUUCAACAUGUCAUUAACUAUGACAUGCCAGAUGAUAUUGAGAAUUAUGUUCAUCGAAUUGGACGUACAGGCAGAUCAGGACAGCAAGGAGUAGCUACAACAUUCAUUAACAAAGCUAAUGAUGAGUCUGUAUUGCUAGAUCUCAAACAUUUGCUUAUUGAGGCCAAUCAGAAGGUACCUCCCUUCCUGAUUAUGUUAGGCAAUGGUGAAGAAGAUCUCUUGAUGUCUUUGGAAGCAUCCAAUGUGGAUGAACGUGGAUGUUCAUACUGUGGUGGCUUGGGUCAUAGAAUUACUGCUUGUCCACGCUUGGAAGCCAUGCAAAACAAACAAGCAGCAGGAAUUGGGCGUAAAGAUUAUCUUGCUGCCAAUGCAGCUGAUUAUUAAGUACUUUACUGUAUUUGAGAAUGUUUUUGAAGAUAGAGCCAGAUGUAUUUAGUAUAGCAUAUAAUUGCAGUUAGAUUAUAUCUUGAGCCACUACACAAUAUAUUUAAAGGAAAUUAUGAUAGUAUUAAUUCAUAUUUAGCAUUCUAUUUUUAUUGGAUUGUUGCAUUAAUUUUGUAGUACUGUACAUAUAAAAUUAACAAAAAAAUAUUAAAUUAUGAAUAAAAAAACUGAAACAGCAGAGGUAUUAGUAGGUAAUGUAGUAUUUUCAAUUUUUAAAAGGCAUGGCUUUUUUUUUUUUUUGCAUUAGCUAAAAUGAUGCAGUCCUCAUAUAAAACAG
Macrobrachium nipponense is the source of this 2368-nucleotide messenger RNA. RefSeq names its product ATP-dependent RNA helicase abstrakt-like (gene abs). Lineage: Eukaryota; Metazoa; Arthropoda; Malacostraca; Decapoda; Palaemonidae. Gene Ontology annotation, biological process: mRNA splicing, via spliceosome. The coding region runs from base 169 to 2031 and encodes 620 amino acids. Gene Ontology annotation, cellular component: spliceosomal complex. Gene Ontology annotation, molecular function: ATP binding; RNA binding; RNA helicase activity. The record is from RefSeq and is a predicted model, not a curated record. The transcript is spliced from 12 exons.